Molecule: messenger RNA, 3605 nt
Organism: Arachis stenosperma
Lineage: Eukaryota; Viridiplantae; Streptophyta; Magnoliopsida; Fabales; Fabaceae
Exons: 2
Coding region: 1373-2353 (326 amino acids)
Source: RefSeq, a predicted model, not a curated record
UCCUAAAUUAAAAACCUGAGUUCCUAAUCAGAAAUCCUAACCUACCCAUUUUCUUCUCCCUUCAGCCGCUGAACCCCACCCUCCUUCCACCCCCUCUCACACGGACAGCACUCACUCUCAUCAACUCAUAUCACACACACCCACACUCAACAAAGACAAAGGAGAGAAGAGAAGAGGGAGUCAUCGCCGCGCAGCCGCCGUCCUGUCAUAAACGCCGUCGCGGGGGAAGAUUAGAGCGGAGGCACGGAGCAGCGCCGAGAGGGAGAGAGGUCGCCGUUGCGUCCUGAUCACCAUCACCACUGAUCAUCCUUGGAGCCACUGUGUCACGCGUCGCCGACGAAGAAUAGAGAGAGAGAGGAGACGCGAAGAGGAGGAGCCGUCCCACAUCGCGAUUGCGCCACCGUCACUGUUGAACCCUAGCCGUCGUAGAACCUUCAACGUUGCCACUGUCCGUCGCUAGAAAUGGAUUUCGUCGCUGCUGCUGCCACCAAGGAGCCCAAAGAGAAACGCGGCAGGGAAGCUCCGUUGAGGCUAGUCACCAGCGCUGAAGCCUUCAUGGUCGCUGCUGCCAUCUGAGCUGUCACCAGAGGAAGCCGCUGCCGCCGAUGAGUUGCCGCCACUAUUAAGUCUGUCAUGGAAAGAAAUGCGACCGUGGUAAAAGAACCUGGCACUGCAGCUAAGCUCACCGAAAGCCAUAGCACCUGUUCUACCUUGUCUUGCUCUAUCUCGGUUGUCUUCUCUGUUAGCUCAGAAUUGCUGCAAGUUGUUGUUGUUGCCACCGGGGACCGUUUUAUGGCCGCUCGAACUACCAUUGGAGCUGAUGUUAAGUUAAUGCCGCUGCCGGGGUCGCUGCGGUACAAGCCGCUGUUGAUGAAUCUGCUCUGUUUAGUGAUUCCCGUGAGUUGCGACAUUGAGUGACACAGGUUUGAAGACGCAAUUUGAAGUUGCGGGCGAUUAUAGAAUUUAUUUAUGAGUUAAAUGUAUGAGUUAAUUUGCUUUCAUAGAAUUCCCUCGAUUUUGUAGCUUUAGUUUUUUUUUAUUUUACACAGAGGGAUAGGAUUUGUAUCUAAGUUUUAUUGGAAAUCUUUUGUAUGACAGAUAUUAUUAUUAGUAAUUAUGUGAUUAUUAUUACUUGGUGAUGUUUGCUAUAUGAUUUUAAUUAUCAGAAACAAUUUUCUGGUAUUUUUACUAAAAUUGAAUCGCGAUAUCGAACUAGAGGCUCAAUAGUAAAUAGUUAAUAAAGGAAAGCAGGUUGGUAACGCCUUACUUUCGGUACGAUCAUGACGUUCUAGAAGUUGGGUCGUUACACCAUUCUGCAGGUGGAUCUAUUCACCUGAAGAAAACGCCUGAAGAGGCUCAAGAACUCAUUGACAUGGUUGCAAACAACCAAUUCAUGUACACUUCUGAGAGGAAUUCCGUGAAUAAUGGGAUACCUCAGAAGAAAGGAGUUCUUGAAAUUGAUGCUCUGAAUGCCAUAUUGGCUCAGAACAAAGUGUUGACUCAACAGGUCAACAUGAUCUCUCAAAAUCUGAAUGGAUGGCAACAUGCAUCCAACAGUACUAGAGAGGCAGCUUCUAAAGAAUCUUAUGAUCCUGAGAACCCUGCCAUGGCAGAGGUUAAUUACAUGGGUGAACCUUAUGGAAACACCUAUAACUCAUCAUGGAGAAAUCAUCCAAAUUUCUCAUGGAAGGAUCAACAAAAGCCUCAACAAGGCUUUAACAAUGGUGGACGCAAUAGGCUGAACAAUAGCAAGCCAUAUCCAUCAUCUUCUCAGCAACAGACAGAGAAUUCUGAACAAAACACCUCUAAUUUAGCCAAUAUAGUCUCUGAUCUAUCAAAGGGCACUUUCAGUUUCAUGAGUGAAACAAGAUCCUCCAUCAGAAAUCUGGAGGCACAAGUGGGCCAGCUGAGUAAGAAAGUCAUUGAAACUCUUCCCAGUAUUCUCCCAAGCAAUACAGAAGAGAAUCCAAAAGGAGAGUGCAAGGCCAUUGAUAUAAUCAACAUGGCCGAAUGCACAAGGGAGGAGGAGGACGAAAAUCCUAGUGAGAAAGAUCUCCUGGGACGUCCCUCAAGCAAGAAGGAGUUUCCUAUUAAGGAUCCAAAGGAAUCUGAGGCUCAUAUAGAGACCAUAGAGAUUCCAUUAAAUCUCCUUCUGCCAUUCAUGAGCUCUGAAGACUAUUCUUCCUCUGAAGAGGAUGAAGAUGUGACCGGAGAGCAAGUUGCUCAAUAUUUAGGAGCUAUCAUGAAGCUGAAUGCCAAGUUGUUUGGUAAUGAGACUUGGGAAAGUGAACCUCCCUUGCUCAUUAGUGAUCUGGAUACCUUAAUUCAGCAAAUUUUACCUCAAAAGAAAUAAGAUCCAGGCAAGUUCUUAAUACCAUGUACCAUAGGCACCAUGACCUUUGAAAAAGCUCUGUGUGAUCUGGGGUCAGGGAUAAAUCUUAUGCCACUCUCUGUAAUGGAGAAGCUGGGGAUCAUUGAGGUACAACCUGCCUUGUUCUCAUUACAAUUGGCAGACAAGUCAUUGAGACAAGCUUAUGGAUUAGUAGAGGACGUGCUAGUAAAGGUUGAAGGCCUUUACAUCCCUGCUGAUUUCAUAAUCUUAGACACUAGGAAGGAAGAGGAUGAUUGCAUCAUCCUUGGAAGACCUUUCCUAGCCACAGCAGGAGCUAUGAUAGAUGUCAACAGAGGUGAAUUAGUCCUUCAAUUGAAUGGGGACUACCUUGUGUUUAAGGCAUAUGGCCAUCCCUCUGUGACAAAAGAGAGUAAGCAUGAAGAGCUUCUCUCAGUUCAGAGUCAAAAAGAGCCCACACAGUCAAACUCUAAGUUUGGUGUUGUGAGACCACAACCAAACUCUAAGUUUGGUGUUAAGACCCCAUAUCCAAACUCUAAGUUUGGUGUUGGGACUAUACAACAUUGACCUGAUCACCUUGUGGCUCCAUGAGAGCCACUGGUCAAGCUAUUGACAUUCAAGAAGCGCUUGUUGGGAGGCAACCCAAUUUUAUUUAUCUAAUUUUUAUUUUAUUCUAUAUUAUUGUUAUUUUGUGUUUUAUUAGGUAUAUGAUCAUGAGGAGUCACGAAAAAAAAUCAUAAAAAUUAAAAACAGAGUCAAAAACAGCAGAAAAAAAUUUGCACCCUGGAGGAAGCACAGGCUGGCGUUCAACGCCAGUAAGAUACAUCUGGCCGGCGUUCAACGCCAGAACAGAGCAUCAUUCUGGCGCUGAACGCCAGAAACAAGCAACAUUCUGGCACUGAACGCCAGGAAUGUGCCUAGAGAGGAAAAACUGGCGCUGAACGCCAGUAACAAGCAUAAAACUGGCGUUCAACGCCAGAAACAUGCUUUACAUGGGCGUUGAACGCCCAGAAUGUGCACCACUCAGCGUUUAAACGCCAGAAUGGUGUGCAAAGGCAUUUUACAUGCCUAUUUGGUGCAGGGAUGGAAUUCCUUGACACCUCAGGAUCUGUGGACCCCACAGGAUCACCUCAGGAUCUAUGAACCUCACAGGAUCCCCACCUACCUCGCCCUCUCUCUCUCCAUUCAUGGUCAUCCCUUCUGUUUUUCAUUCACCACUCACUUCUAUCCACUCUUCCCCAUAAACCCCACCCAC